Molecule: messenger RNA, 767 nt
Organism: Propithecus coquereli (Coquerel's sifaka)
Lineage: Eukaryota; Metazoa; Chordata; Mammalia; Primates; Indriidae
Gene: MAGOH
Product: mago-nashi homolog, proliferation-associated (Drosophila)
Exons: 5
Coding region: 156-596 (146 amino acids)
Biological process (GO): RNA splicing
Cellular component (GO): exon-exon junction complex; catalytic step 2 spliceosome; nucleus
Source: RefSeq, a predicted model, not a curated record
CGGGAGGAAGGGGACCGGGGAGGAGCCCCUCCACUGCGGGCGACGGCGUUGCCUUGACGUCACUUCCCGGCGCCGCCACAAACGUCAGUACUGUGCGCAGAUCGUCGCGGUGCGGUUGGCUCUUAAAGUUCGGUCUUAGUUUCCUUCUGAGAACCAUGGAAAGUGACUUUUAUCUACGUUACUACGUGGGUCACAAGGGCAAGUUCGGCCACGAGUUCCUGGAGUUUGAGUUCCGGCCCGACGGGAAAUUGAGAUAUGCCAACAACAGCAAUUACAAAAACGAUGUCAUGAUCAGAAAAGAGGCUUAUGUACAUAAAAGCGUGAUGGAGGAACUGAAGAGAAUAAUUGAUGACAGUGAAAUUACCAAAGAAGAUGAUGCUUUGUGGCCUCCUCCUGACCGAGUGGGCCGGCAGGAGCUUGAAAUCGUCAUUGGAGAUGAACACAUUUCUUUCACAACAUCAAAAAUUGGUUCCCUUAUUGAUGUCAAUCAAUCCAAGGAUCCAGAAGGCUUACGAGUAUUUUAUUAUCUUGUCCAGGACCUGAAGUGUUUGGUCUUCAGUCUUAUUGGAUUACACUUCAAGAUUAAACCAAUCUAAGUUGAAUAUUGGUGUGGACAUGAGGGGGGUGGGAGUAGUUUUUAAUUACCAUCAUCAGGAAAUUUUUGUGUAUAUCAGGGCAAUAUUUUUUAUAAGCUAUAAAUGAUUAUCUUUAAUAAAUACAUGAUAAAAUCCAAUUUUUAUUAUUUUAUAAAGACCCAAACAUGUGAA